This is a messenger RNA of Macrosiphum euphorbiae (potato aphid), 381 nucleotides long. NCBI's taxonomy places the organism in Eukaryota, Metazoa, Arthropoda, Insecta, Hemiptera, Aphididae. The record is from the annotation of a GenBank genome assembly.
AUGUCAGAGCAAAAACGUAUACGGUUAUCAGGAGCUGCAUAUCGAAAACAAAAAUUAAAACGUGAUGAAGAAAUUAAAAAAAACUCUGGUUCCUUUGAAAAAUAUUUGAAAAAAAAUAAUGAAGUUUUAAAUAAUCCAGAAACACAUUCUAAAAUUAUUUCAGAAGAACCAAAUACCUUAGAAGUUACUGACAGUUUAAAAGAAGUUGGUAACUCAGAACAAAUUUCCGAUAGCAUUGACAUUUUCAAUAAUGAAAUAAACAUAACGUUGGAAGAAAAUGCGAGUAUUAAAUCUAAUGAAAAUGAAAAUAACAUAUCUGACCCCGGGACAUGGCCAGCGAUUUUUUCAAAUUCAUUACGACUUCAAUUAGUAAAAACUUAA